CGGGGCGUGGCUUGACUGCUCCAAGCCAAUGGAUACGCAGUGGGCGUAACCGGAAGUAGCGUGAGGCUUACACGUGUGGCCGCUGCAGACAGACCAUGUCCGGGCUGUUCAUUAAGAAGCGUCUGGAGUCCGGCACCGGGAGGAGGCGGCGGGAGGAGACUAAAGAUGCGGAUGCGCAGAAGAAGAAGAGAAAGCGGAAUAAUGUGAACCUCAGGGAGGAGAUUGAGAGCGACUCGGACACAGAAACAGCCCCAGCCCGCACCAAGCCGGCAGAUGUGGAGGAGGACCUGGAGGAGACUGCUCAGGAGAAGAAGCUGAGGUUGGCCAAGGAGUAUCUGCAGCAGUUACAAGCGCACGAGGAGGAGAAGUUAGAGGACGAAAGUGAGGACGUCAUUGGCGCCAGGUUACAGGAAAAUGUGCUGGAACAACGCGGAAAACUCAAGCGUCCAUUGGCCAAGGAGUUGCUGCCUCCGGAGCCUUCAGAAAUCCGCCUCCUACGGGGCCACCAAGGACCCGUCACCUGCCUCGCCAUCUCGCCGGACGACAACCACGUGUUCUCCGGAUCCAAAGACUGCUCCAUUAUCAAAUGGUCCACGUCUGAUGGGAAGAAGGUGCACAAGAUCCCUGGUGGCCGGAAGGGCUGUGAAGACAGACAUUUGGGCCACACUGCACAUGUCUUGUGCAUGGCGGUGUCCUCCGAUGGGAAAUACCUGGCCUCGGGAGAUCGGAACAAGCUGAUCUUUAUUUGGAACGCAGAGACCUGUCAGCAUCUUCAUAAGUUCCAGGGCCACCGAGAUGCUGUUUCUGGAUUGUCCUUCCAGAAAGGGACUUACCAGCUCUUCAGCGUCUCCCAUGACCGCUCCGUCAAAGUGUGGAACGUUGCGGAGAAUUCCUACAUAGAGACGCUGUUUGGCCACCAGGAUUGUAUAACCGGACUGGACAGCCUUAGUCGAGAGCGAUGCGUCACGUCAGGGGGCCGAGACGGAACAGUGAGAGUGUGGAAGAUAGCGGAGGAAACCCAGCUGGUGUUCAGUGGACAUAACGGAUCUAUAGAUUGCAUACGGCUGAUAAACGAGGAGCACAUGGUCUCGGGCGCGGACGAUGGAUCGCUUGCGCUGUGGAACGUGUCAAAGAAGAAGCCUCUGGCACGGGUGAGAUGUUCUCACGGAAGCCACGGAGAGGUCGGCAUUGAGCAGCCGUACUGGGUGUCGUCGGUGUGUGCUGCCCUGAACAGUGAUGUGGUGGCCUCGGGCUCCGAUGACGGCUGUGUGCGUCUCUGGCAGUGCGGGGAAGCGUUCCGCAGCCUGCACCCGCUCUGCACCAUUCCCCUGGUCGGGUUUGUGAACAGUUUGCAGUUUUCCAGCUCAGCCGAUUUUCUGGUGGCCGGGGUUGGUCAGGAACACAGACUUGGGCGUUGGUGGAGAUUGAAAGAGGCCAAGAAUGGAUUGUACAUAAUUCCGCUGAAGAGGAGGCUGCCGCUUAGCGAAGGAUCCUGAGACCCCAGCUCCCCCCCAGCCGCCCAGUGUCUGCCUAUGUAUUGUAUAGAACUUCUGAACCAGAAUAAAGUUUGGUUGUCUCCUU
This is a messenger RNA of Pseudophryne corroboree (corroboree frog), 1581 nucleotides long. RefSeq names its product ribosomal RNA processing 9, U3 small nucleolar RNA binding protein (gene RRP9). Gene Ontology annotation, cellular component: small-subunit processome. NCBI's taxonomy places the organism in Eukaryota, Metazoa, Chordata, Amphibia, Anura, Myobatrachidae. The record is from RefSeq and is a predicted model, not a curated record. The transcript is spliced from 15 exons. Gene Ontology annotation, molecular function: protein binding; U3 snoRNA binding. Bases 96 to 1496 code for a protein of 466 amino acids.